AUCCCAAAAUUCCACAUUCAUUUUCCUUAAAUGGAAAGUCACUUCAAGGAGGCGACAUACAUAGUUUUGGUACCAUCUCGAGCCAUGGGUUUUUGGGAAAUACUUCUGGUUUUGGCUUUCCUUGAGAAAAGUUGGGGACAGGAACAAACCAGAUCCACCAUUUCAGCGCCGGUGGUCUUCCGCGUGGGAGUGUCAGAGAACAUCACGGUCCAAGCCCACGGCCACUCUGAUGCCUUUGAUGCAACUGUCUCUGUAAAAAGCUAUCCUGAUAAAAACGUCACUUACUCUUCAGGCUCUGUUAAUUUAUCACCAGAAAAUAACUUCCAAAACUCUACAAUCUUAACAAUUCAGGACAAACAGUUGUCUGCAGGACAAAGCUCAUUGUCAUAUGUGUAUUUGGAAGUCGUGUCAAAGCAUUUUUCAAAAUCUGAAGAAAGGCCAAUCCUCUAUGACAAUGGCUCUCUUUUCAUCCACACCGACAAGCCUGUGUACACUCCGCAGCAGCACGUAAAGGUUGGCGUUCUUUCGCUGGGAGAUGCCUUGGAGCCAGUUACACGGGAAACUGUCUUAACUUUCAUAGACCCUGAAGGAUCAGAAGUUGACAAGGUACAAGGAAACAAUCUUACUGGAACUGUGUCUUUUCCUGACUUCCAGAUUCCUUCUAACCCCAAAUACGGUAGAUGGAUGAUUCAGGCUAAAUAUAGAGAAGAUGCUUCUACCAACGGAACGACACACUUUGACGUCAAAGAACACGAUAAAGCCUACAAAAUAAGUCUCAUGCCAAUAAGUGAUUGGCAGCACGAAGUGGAAAUUCAAGAUGAAGCCCAAGGCGUGAGUCUCCAGCCAACAGAUUACCUGGAACAGAAAAUAACAGAACAAGCUGCUACAUACAAACAUCGGGUGGUAAAGAAGUGUUGUUAUGACGGAGCCAGACCUAGUGCCUAUGAAACCUGUGAGCAGAGAGCAGACCGUGUGAAAACAGGCCCAAACUGUGUCAAAGCCUUCACUGUCUGCUGCACCAUGGCAACCCAGAUCAGAGCUAAUGACACCUUUAAACAUAUCCACGUGUCGAAGUAUCAGUGAUCUCUCACUGACCCUGGAGCUCCCUGAUGUGGCUGGGCCACCUGGACAGUGACCUCCAAGGAUCCUGAGCCCCUGCCUCUCCAGGGCUGGAAAUGCAGAUGUGCACGGCUGUGCCCCACAUUAGCAUAGGUACUAGGAAUCCAAAAGCAGGUCCUUUGCUUGUACAGCAAACACUUUGCCCAUGGUGUGUCUCCCUGCUACUAUUUUCCCUAAUGUAAACAGGGCAUUUAAAAGAUAUUAGACAUUAUUAGGGUCAUAAUAAUUUCUGUGACUAAUGUUCUUCACAGUAGUGCCUGAUUUUUUCAAUUUAAGUUC
This is a messenger RNA of Arvicola amphibius (Eurasian water vole), 1398 nucleotides long. RefSeq names its product complement C5-like. The transcript is spliced from 10 exons. The record is from RefSeq and is a predicted model, not a curated record. Gene Ontology annotation, molecular function: endopeptidase inhibitor activity. Bases 31 to 1083 code for a protein of 350 amino acids. Gene Ontology annotation, cellular component: extracellular region. Gene Ontology annotation, biological process: complement activation; inflammatory response. NCBI's taxonomy places the organism in Eukaryota, Metazoa, Chordata, Mammalia, Rodentia, Cricetidae.